Molecule: messenger RNA, 3646 nt
Organism: Drosophila santomea
Lineage: Eukaryota; Metazoa; Arthropoda; Insecta; Diptera; Drosophilidae
Gene: Notum
Product: palmitoleoyl-protein carboxylesterase NOTUM
Exons: 4
Coding region: 325-2325 (666 amino acids)
Molecular function (GO): hydrolase activity
Source: RefSeq, a predicted model, not a curated record
CAUUCGAUGUGAGCGGACGUUUAAAGCGCGUGUGCCGUGCCGCAGAUAAGAAAACAUUGCAGUGCUAUCACCAGAGUAGAAAACAGAAUCGAAUCAAAUACAUUAAUUCACAGUUAAACGACGAGAAAUCAGAAAAACCCCCGCCCUACGGAAAUCAAAAUCACAAGUUGAUAAGUGCCAAAACAAAAAUCAAUAACGAUCGCAUACAAUGCAGCGCCCCAAAAAGUGCUCCAAACUGUGCUGAACAAAAAGAGAAAUAAGCAAAACAAACAACAGAAAAUCUAUAUUUAAUCUAUACUAUAUCUAUGUGUAAUCGAAUCGAAAAUGGCAGUCGAACAAAUUGAUAAAAUGGCAGCUAAAGCCGGAGAAGCUACAAAUAAAUGGAUUAAGCCACAGCAGACAGCAGCGCCGCUGCUAACGCUUCUGCUGCUCUUGGCCACGUUUAGUCAGCUGCCAGCCGCGCGCAGCAGCGGCAUCUUGGACGCAGCCAGUCUGCAGGAGAAGGAUCCCCUGAGGGACACCAGCAUGAACAUGAUCCAGCGCAACUACAUGGUGAUGCACUCGGCCAGCGGCUCCGGCGACCACAGCCGCUCCCUGAAGCGCGCCAACCUGGCCAACUCGAGCAUCACCUGCAACGAUGGCAGCCACGCCGGCUUCUACCUGCGCAAGCAUCCCAGCUCCAAGAAGUGGAUCGUCCUACUCGAGGGCGGCUGGCACUGCUUCGACGUGCGCUCGUGCCGCGCCAGGUGGAUGCGCCUGCGCCACCUCAUGACCUCCUCCCAGUGGCCAGAGACGAGAGAUGUUGGAGGCAUUCUGUCGCCCCAUCCCGAGGAGAAUCCCUACUGGCACAAUGCCAACCACGUGCUCAUCCCGUACUGCAGCAGUGACUCGUGGUCGGGAACGCGAACGGAGCCGGAUACCAGCGAUCGGGAGAACAGUUGGCGCUUCAUGGGAGCCCUGAUCCUGCGCCAGGUGAUCGCAGAGCUGAUUCCCGUCGGAUUGGGUCGAGUGCCUGGUGGAGAACUGCUUCUCGUGGGCUCAUCGGCUGGUGGCCUGGGUGUGAUGCUCAAUUUGGAUCGCAUUCGCGACUUUCUUGUCAACGAGAAAAAGCUACAGAUCACCGUGAGAGGAGUGAGUGACUCUGGCUGGUUCCUGGACAGAGAGCCAUACACGCCGGCGGCAGUGGCCUCCAAUGAGGCAGUGCGUCAGGGAUGGAAGUUGUGGCAGGGCCUGCUGCCCGAGGAGUGCACCAAAAGUUAUCCCACGGAGCCCUGGCGGUGUUACUACGGAUACCGCCUAUAUCCCACUCUAAAAACGCCCCUUUUCGUCUUCCAAUGGCUUUUCGACGAGGCCCAAAUGCGAGUGGAUAAUGUUGGAGCACCCGUAACGCCGCAGCAGUGGAACUACAUCCACGAAAUGGGCGGCGCCCUGAGAUCCUCGCUGGAUAAUGUGAGCGCCGUUUUCGCACCCAGUUGCAUCGGUCAUGGAGUGCUGUUCAAACGCGACUGGGUUAAUAUCAAGAUCGACGAUAUAUCCUUGCCCUCGGCACUGCGCUGCUGGGAGCACUCAACACGCAGCAGGCGUCAUGACAAGCUCAAGCGUUCCACGGAGCCAUCGACGGCGGUCUCGCAUCCACCACAUGCCAAUAACCAAAGACACCAGCGACACCGCCAGCGGCUGCAGCGCCAGAAGCAGAACAACGUGGCCCAAACUGGAGGGCAGCAGCGGAGGCACAAUCACCUGAGCAAGGAGGAGCGGGAGGAGCGGAAACGAGUGCGCCAGGAGCAGCGACAGAGGCGCAAGCAACGGCGCCGCCAGCAGCAGCAGAAGAAGGCGCAGGAGCAUCGGAACAAGAAGGAUAACAGCCCCAAUGAGCAGCGGAAGCAGCGGCGGCGCCAGCAGCUGACUCCCGAGGAAAGGCAGGAGCAGCGAAAGCGACGCAGGAAGGCCCAGCAGCAGCAGAUGAAAAUGCAGCGGGAACAGCCGGCAGCCGGAGUCUUGCUGCAGGCGAGUGCGCCCCAGAAGACACGCUCCUCCAACAACGCCUCCGCGGGCACAAAGUCCAAGAAGCGCAAUCGCGUGCCGCGAGUGCCGGAGAAGUGCGGCCUCCGUCUCCUGGAACGCUGCAGUUGGCCGCAGUGCAAUCACUCCUGUCCCACGCUCACGAAUCCCAUGACCGGCGAGGAGAUGCGCUUCCUGGAGCUGCUCACCGCCUUCGGCUUGGACAUCGAGGCGGUGGCCGCCGCUCUGGGCGUCGACAUGCACACGCUCAACAACAUGGAGCGCACCGAAUUGGUCAACAUGCUCACCCAGCAGGCCAACUAGGCUCACCAAAUACCCUGUACCCCUUGGGGGGAUCCAAAAAUGGGCAUGAAAAUCGUAGGAGAACGAAAAUCCUUAAGGGAUAUUAUGCACAGUUUCUUGGUUUCUAUCUUAAAGCGUAAAACUUGACAAGUUAGCUAAAUAUCUAGUGAUCUUAAACUACAAGAGAGUUCUGAUCCCUUAGCUGUAUUAACUGAACAUCAUUAACAGAAAAGAAGAUCAAUAAGGAAAAAGUUCUUCCUUUUAACUUUGAUUAUUUCUAAAAAUAGAACACCCUACGAUUUGCAAGCACUUUUUGGAGGUCUAUGGAACUCGAACCACCCUACUGUAAAUAGGCGCCCCUUAUAUAUAUAGUUUGUAGGUGGGGCCGCUUUGUAAAUAUUACAUAACACCACCCCAAACACACUCACAUUAGCGGAGAUAACUCCAAUUCCUAGAACACACCAAGAAGAAAAGACAUGCGCAUAGUACCCAGUAAUUAAGCAGAAUUUAUUUAUAGUCCUACUCGAACUGCAACUCCUAUUCGUAUUCGUACUCGUAUUCACAUUCACAUUCGCCACAUUUAUUCAUUCGCAUUCUGCAAUCAUAAUCAAAGAAAUGAAAUCUGCUUAACGAGAAACUAAACACAAAUGCAACCACAAGACUGUUUUUAUGUUUUUUUACAUAUAUAUAUUGAUAAAUAUCAUAGUUUACAUAGAUAUGCUUAGUGAACGUAAAUGUUUAUGUAAUUUAUUUGAUAAUUUAUGGGCCGUUUAGGAUUUUACUUUUGUGUGGAAUCUAGACUGCUUCACAUGCCCCACGCAUAUGAUUAUUAUUUUUUUAUAUAUUUUUUUUUUAUACACUUAUUUUGUACCUACCUCAGAUCAGUAAGAAUGAAUGAAAUUGAUAAACAGCUGCCUUCACAUAGCAUUGCGUACCUGUGCAACGAAAAUCAAAUACUUAAUACUUAACUUAAUACCGCCCGCAUUCCGUUGAAGAGAAAAUGAAUAAAUACAUAAAAGAUACAACAGCAAGCUAAAUAGCUAAUCAGAAGCGAAGUGAACAAAUCGAGUAAAUAAUUGUAGCAAUGUUUGUAAAGAAUUUCUAGAUAAACGAGAAUAAAUCGCACACAAAUUAACUAUUUAAAAGUAGUAACUUAUGCUAAGCCUGUACAGAACUGGUUGAAGUUUAGCCCUAAGAAUUGUUGUACUUAAACUUAGUGAUAAUCAUACACGUAAUGCAAUUCGCAAGCUUAAUAGCUUUUGUUAGCGUUGUUCAAAUGAACUGGUUAUCAUUUUCAAAAGAUGAAAUCGACCAAUGUUUGAAGAAGGAAGCCAAUCCAAUA